AUGGGACAGCGACAAUCUCGCAGAGAGAAAGCGGAGGGUGGUGAGUGUGUGCACGGGGUCAAUCCCGGUACAUUACUUACACUCACCGACCACAAGGCGGAGGUCCAUCCUCGUUACGACGAGACCCAUGUGUGUGUCGGUGAGGGAGGCGGCCGAGAGAGACAGAAGAAAGGGAGAGACGAGAAGAAGAAGAGGAAGAACAAGAGGUUUCGGAGGUUUGCCUCUUUCUUCUGUUGUAUGUUUCGUCCCAAAUCCACCAGAGCUCAGGAUGAGCAGGUGGAGCAGGGUGAGGUGGACCAGGACACUGACGAGGCCCCAUCCAGGAGGUUUACUGAUGAUCAGACUUCUCUACAGGACGUCAUCUGCUCUGUAGAGGACAAUGAUCAUCAGGAGCCUCCUGCCAGUGCUCCUGAAGUCCUUCCCGCUGCCGAGGACCAGCCUCAAGAUCAGGACAGUCCAGUCAGUCCGUCAGCAGACGAGAGUGCACCACAUCUGCCGAGACAGCUGGACUGUGAUGAGAUCGUGAGGGUUGAGGACCACAUUUGCUGGAAAUACAUCAUCGGCAAGAAGAUGGGGGAAGGAACAUACAGCUCUGUAUAUGAAGGGACCCGCUGUGAGGACGGCCUUCAGGUGGCUGUGAAAUUCACCGCGAAGGUGGAGAACGAGUCGUACAUCAGACUUCCUGACCAUCCCAGACCAGUGCCUCUAGAGGUGGCCCUGACCGUCUUGGCCAAUCAAGGCACCAGCUGUCGCCACAUUAUAGAGUUACUGGACUGGCAGGACCAUCUCGACCAGUACAUCAUGGUGCUAGAGCAGCCCUCACCCUGCAUGGACAUGCACGAUUUUUGGCUGCAUUAUGACGGCCUCUUCAGUGAGGGGAUGGCCCGUCAUUUCAUGCAGCAGGUUAUCGACGCUGCUGCCGUGUGCUGUUCCCGGGGGGUCCUCCAUCGUGAUAUCAAGAUGCCGAACCUCCUGGUCAACAUAGAGACCCUGGAGGUGAAGCUGAUUGAUUUCGGCUGUGGGGACCUCCUGAAAAGCACAUUGUACAAAACCUACAGUGGGACAUCGAGGUACUGCCCUCCUGAAUAUUUUGAGAGGGGCGAGUACAAUGGGAAACAGGCAACUGUGUGGUCACUGGGAGUGCUCCUGUUCCGCAUGAUCACCAGCCUUUUCCCCGAGAGCAGCGAUAUCAGUCUGAUGGACACUGAUAUCUGGUCCCAGCCAGGCUUCUCCAAUGAAUGCUGCCGUUUUAUCCGAGGAUGUCUGAAGAGCGACCCGGGGAAGAGGCUUCAUUUGGAGGAGAUGCUCUUCCAUGACUGGUUUAAAAGCUUCACAGAGCUCCCUGUCAAGCCUGUCCCACAAAUUCCUGGCACUGCUGCCAUAGAGGUUCCUGUCACUCACAUGGCGACAGAGCUGUUUCUCAGCCACCUUGGGCCCAAUGAUCCUGUCAGGGCCGCUGCAGAAAUCCUUGUGAAUGCCACUGUCACUGCCUCUCCAAAACCUGCUGAGGUCAGAGAGAACCGAAUAAAAGGCACCGCAGAGGUCACUCGACAUGGUACCCUUUCAGAGCUGCCCUGGUCCCACAGCUUCUUGUCCAGGCUUGAAGGUUUCUGCUGCUGCAACCCCAGAGCCUGCAAUGGUUUCAGAGCUCUGUCUCAUAACAGCUGA
Sinocyclocheilus anshuiensis is the source of this 1668-nucleotide messenger RNA. RefSeq names its product CBL-interacting protein kinase 18-like. The record is from RefSeq and is a predicted model, not a curated record. The transcript has 7 exons. Gene Ontology annotation, cellular component: cytoplasm. NCBI's taxonomy places the organism in Eukaryota, Metazoa, Chordata, Actinopteri, Cypriniformes, Cyprinidae. Gene Ontology annotation, molecular function: protein serine/threonine kinase activity; ATP binding. The coding region runs from base 1 to 1668 and encodes 555 amino acids. Gene Ontology annotation, biological process: protein autophosphorylation; negative regulation of apoptotic process; regulation of mitotic cell cycle.